Molecule: messenger RNA, 729 nt
Organism: Anopheles nili
Lineage: Eukaryota; Metazoa; Arthropoda; Insecta; Diptera; Culicidae
Exons: 2
Coding region: 1-729 (242 amino acids)
Source: RefSeq, a predicted model, not a curated record
AUGAAAUAUUUUGUGACGAUCGUUAUUUUGAGCCUUGGCGUCGCAAAGCUAACGGAAGCUGGACGCCCUGUUUCGACGGAAGUGGUUCAGAAACUGAAGGAACUUGAGCCGGUAUACAAGCAGCUGCAGGACAAUGUGAUCAACGCUGUAGCAGGGGCUAAGCUGAACACUGCUUCCAGGACCGAUACGUUCUACAAGUCCAUCAUUGCCGAUAAGGAGGUUUCUCUGAAUCAAGCCAUCCAGCUUGAGGAUUAUCUGAUCUAUCAGCUGGAGCGACAAAGUAGCUUGGUGGAUACGAGCUGUUUGCAAUUAGUUCGAUCCAGUUCGGAACUCAACAUGAACAUUGCCGGUGUUGGUUUUACGAACUGUGUGAACAACGUGGAAAAGGGCAUUGAUGCUGAACUAGAAAAGGUCUACCAGCUGCUGCAGGUGGACGAGAAUGAAAUCUUCGAUAUCAGCUUGCUGGAUUCGUUCCGGGGCGAGAAUAUCUUUUUGGACCCUUCAAAGAUCAUCUCGAAAUUAAACGAUAAGAAAAAUGAGAUUGACAGUAUUUCUCUAAGCUUUGUGGCCGACAUCAAUGCUGCAGUCGAUGCGUACGCUUCUCGCCUGGGUGAUCUGCAAAACGGAUACAAAUCAUGUCUGCUUGGCAACGAGGCUGUUAUCAAACAAGCUUUCGAGGUUUCCAAGUUCCAGCUUACUCAGACUUGUUUGGGAACGAUUGUUCAGUAG